CCCCUACUACCACUACAACUACUACCCCUACUACCACUACAACUACUCCCCCUACUGCCACUGCAACCACUACAUCUACUACCACUACAACCUUUACCUCUAAUAACACUGCAACCACUACACCUAUUACAACAACUGCCAGUACCUCUACUACCAUUCCUACUACUACAACCACUACUGCUACUAUUGCUUCUGCCACUACCACUGCUGCUACUAACACUACUGCACUUACUAUCACUACAACAACUAUUCCUGCUACAACUACCAAUCCUACCACCUCCACAACUGUUAUUGGUACCACUACAGCUAAUCCCUUCACUACUAAUGCAACUACUACUACUACAACCACCACUCCUACAACUGUUCCUGUUGUCACUUUAACCACUGCUCCCACUAAUACUACAACUACUACUACUACCACUACAGCUACUCCCUUGAUUACCAAUGCAACUACUACUCCAACUACAACUGCCUCUCAUACCACUAUAACUACUCCUGCUACCAAUACAUCCAUUACUCCCAUCACUACCUCUACUCCCACUACUACAACUACUAUCACUACAACUCCUUUAACUACUAUUCCUGUUACUACAACCACUAUGACAACUACAACUCCCAUUACAACUACUACCUCAACAACCACUGCUAAUACUACUGCUCCUGCCACUACAGCUACCCCUCUCAUCACUACAACAAAUUCUACUUAUAAUCCAACAGCUACAACCAUCACCUCCAGUAAAACUAUUACAACCACUACUCCUACCACUACUAAAACGUCCACUAGCAAUAUUAAUACCAUUGCUACCACUACUACUGCCAACACAACCUCUACUACUUCCACCAGCUCUUCUACCACUACCUCAAUAACCACUAACAAUAUUACAAAGUUUACCACGACCAUUACAUCUCCUACCACUAUCACUGCUACCUCUUCUAGAAUUACUACUAUGCAUGCCACUUCUACAACACCCAAAACAAAUAUAACUACUGCCAUGACCACCACUACUUCCACCACUACCAGGCCUAUCACUACAUCUACCAUCCCAGCCACUACAUUCACCACCAUUCCCACCACCACAACAGCCCUGACAGUUACCACCACUAAGAUCCUCACCACCACUGACACUGGCACCUCAAGCCCUAACCCAAACUGUGGACUGGAGGACCAGCGACACAAGUAUCACUGGAGUUCCCCUAAAUUUCCAUGUCGAAACUAUCCUAACAACUUCACCUGCAUCAUCAGGGGAGGAUCAAGGAGACCAUUCUGGGCAAUCUUCAAGUUUAAUGUGUUUCAGUUGCCCCUGGGCUGUGGUGAUCUGGUGUCCCUCACACUUCCCUUCAGCAGACAGGUGGUCUUUUGUGGCACUCGAAGCAGACCAUAUUUAGCUCCAACAUUCAACUUUGAGGCAUCUUUCACCACAGAUGCUGAUAAGACAGAUAUUGGGUUUAACAUCACUGUGACACCUAAGAAAUCACCUUGUCACAAGCAUGUGCUGCUGACUGAGAAUGAUACUAUGGGCAAUGUUUCCAUCUGGAAGACUGGGAGAGUGAGGCAGCUGGUUCUGUGCGAGUGGUGGAUUGAGGCUCCACAAGGUAGUCGUCUUAGGGUUGAAAGUGUGAUGACUACUCUUGCCUGGACUAAGAACUGCAAGAGUGACUACCUGGUGAUCAAUGCAGAGGGGCACAGGAUGUACCCUGCAGACUCCAGCAUCAUUUACUGUGGUCGGAUGAAUGCAGUGACACCCCUCACGACAUCUAGCAAUCUGCUGCUUGUGGUAUACAGGGGUAGAGUGCCGUGGAGCAAAGGCUUUGUGUUGCACUACAAGAUACUAUAAAUUUAGAGGAAAGUGUAGCUACCAUCACAAAAUGUGUGAAGGUCAAUGGCUAUAUUUCAUAAAACAUUAAUGAUGAAAUAAACUAGUUAAUACUUGAAUGUGGUGGCACUCAUCAUGAACUCAUCAUGACUUUCAGAAAUGUACACUUUGUGUUGUUUUGAGAAAGAGUGUCAUGAAGAAAAGGAUUCAUACUUCAAGUAAAAAUAUUGAAAAGGUAGUGCACACUCAUUACGUGAAAAUUAACGGCUGUGCUGUACAAAGUGGUGGGGGUAACCUUAAUGGUACAGGUAAUGUGGUUAGAACUAGAUCUGAAGGGGAUUUAAUAACCAUCAAUGGCAUGGGAAAAAUCUUAUGAAUAAACACUCACUUGAUAGUGGUAGAAAAUUGGUCUGUUGCUUAUCAGCGCCACAUUUCCUCUUACUACUGCAUGUUUACCUCUUACUACUGCAUGUUUACAAAUCAUGCAUGAUGUAAUUUUCUUGACACUUUCUGCUACCAUUUAUGAAUUUCCAUGCACACAUUUCAUGUAAUUACAUGUAUGUAAUGCUUAUUUUACAUAUAUACAGUAGAUGG
Portunus trituberculatus (swimming crab) is the source of this 2408-nucleotide messenger RNA. RefSeq names its product mucin-5AC-like. Lineage: Eukaryota; Metazoa; Arthropoda; Malacostraca; Decapoda; Portunidae. The coding region runs from base 600 to 1835 and encodes 411 amino acids. The record is from RefSeq and is a predicted model, not a curated record. The transcript is spliced from 5 exons.